Molecule: messenger RNA, 1502 nt
Organism: Arachis ipaensis
Lineage: Eukaryota; Viridiplantae; Streptophyta; Magnoliopsida; Fabales; Fabaceae
Product: ethylene-responsive transcription factor CRF1-like
Biological process (GO): regulation of DNA-templated transcription
Molecular function (GO): DNA binding; DNA-binding transcription factor activity
Source: RefSeq, a predicted model, not a curated record
AUUUUAUACUUUUUCAUUCCUUAUGCUCUGAUUUCUCUGAUAAAAACAAAUUUUUCCUUCUCCCUUGAUAAAUCAGUUAAUAUAAUUUUGAUAAGCAAUACACUCUUCAAAUGACAAAAUAGAAACAAAUAAAAGCUAUGGAACAAAGCAUCCCAAUAAAACAAACUAGACAUCGUAGUGUCACCAACAAGUUUAUGAAACAAAAGAAAAAUUUUGAUCUUGUCCAUCUCAAUGAUCCCAUUUCCAGAAAGCCUAAAGUAAUUCGUAUAUUUCUAACUGAUCAAGAUGCUACUGACUCUUCCGGUGACGAAGAAGAAGAGUUCUUCCCUCGCCAAAGGGUGAGGCAUUACAUCAACGAAAUUAAUAUUCACCCACCCUGCGAAACCGUUACCAAUUCCCGAAAGAGGCUUGCCGGAAUAUCCUCCCCUUCAUGUCGGCGACCAGUGAAGACCACUGUGGCAGCCGCCACCACCCCAACCACAGCCACCACCAAUAACAACAAUGGCAGAAAGUACCGUGGUGUAAGACAAAGGCCAUGGGGUAAAUGGGCGGCGGAGAUUCGAGAUCCAAACCGGCACAUCCGAGUUUGGCUGGGAACUUUUGACACUGCCGAAGAAGCUGCCAGGGAGUAUGAUAAUGCCGCGAUCAAGUUUCGCGGUCCGAAAGCUCUAACCAACUUUCCGAUAUCACCACCAUCACAAGAAAAGAAUGUAGACAUCUACGACUCAUCAUGCGAAGAUGAGUGCCUCGUCAACAUGUCUUCAUCACCUACUUCGGUUCUCCAUUCCACAAGUCCCAAAACAGGAAAACCACAGAAGCACCACAAAGAAAACGAUGGAGAGUGUGAGGGGGAGACGAGUUUCUUUGAUGAUGAGACGUUGGGGAAUGACAUGUUUAACUUUGCAACUUUGCAUGAUGAGUGUGUGGCUACAAUGUUUGAUGAUGAAACUACUUCUGCACGGGUCUUUGUUAGUGAAAGUUUCAAGUUUGGUGACCACAUUGAGCUUGGUAAUGCAAGUUUGUACCAGGUUGACGAUUAUUUUGAAGAAAUUUUGCUAGGCUCGGAUCCUCUUGUGGUGCUGUGAGAGUGAAUCAGAUUCCAAGACACAGAUUUGGUACUUUAAUAAUUACAUGCAUGGUGCUGUCUUUGGUAUGCAAAUUACUAACUAGGUUUUGUUUUAUGACAUAAAUAAGAAUAAGAAAUAGGUGGUUGUAUUUAUUUUUUUUUAAUGGUAGCUUUAUCUACGUUGUUUAUUUGUUUAUUUUAAAAACUCAAUUAUAUGUAGAUUGCUAGCUAAAUGGAGAAGAGGAGUUGAAUGGAAUUUUGUUAUGAUCUUACUCAUGUUGCUUAAAAAUUUAUAAUUGUUGGCAGUACUGCAAGAAUAAAAUCGUUGUGAAUUAGGUGGUGGAAGAAUCAAAUCGUCGUGAAUUAGAAUGUGGAGAAGUUAUAUUAAACUGAAGUUGAUAAUUGAGAAUUUAAUUAUUAAUUUUAUAGGAAGACA